This is a messenger RNA of Ruditapes philippinarum (Manila clam), 6357 nucleotides long. RefSeq lists its product as uncharacterized. Lineage: Eukaryota; Metazoa; Mollusca; Bivalvia; Venerida; Veneridae. Gene Ontology annotation, molecular function: GTP binding. The record is from RefSeq and is a predicted model, not a curated record.
AUAUACGCAUUACCGACUUUAUGAAAGGGUGUUCAUUUCUUUCUUUGUCAAAUUGAAAUAAGUAUGCUAAACAUGCUUUAAACCAAUGUGCGAGAGAGGAUUUUUUUACUUGAAUACAUAUUUUUUUGUAUUUUAUAUGGUGUUUGUUAUCGGAGAAAUUCAAACUUUGUAUACAUGGUUGUAGUGGUAAUUUUGCAUCAAAGGUGUGUCGUACAUUUCAUUGAAUUCAUGCCAUGUGCUUUUUGUAGCAACUUAUUCAAAUAACAGGACACGAAGUGGUUAAGAUGUCGACUGCCCUUGGUGCCUAAGACGAAAUAAAUUUCAUGAUGGCCGUGAGACCAAGAAAUACAGAUGAGUUUCAUUCACAAGAUCAACCAAACAGAUAUGUUUUUGUGACGCGUGCUUAGUGGAUGAUGCCAAAAGAAAAGCGGUUGCAUACUGUCUGAUGUGUGAAGAACUUCUUUGUUUAGAUUGUGCGCACUAUCACAGGAAAAUGAAGGUGUCAAUGGAACAUGUAUUAAAAGAAAUGAUUGACCUGGUACCAGAGAAUCACCCUGGAAAAACCUUUGGCAGGAAAAUUUGAUCAUGAUUCAAUACUACUGAUAUAGGAGCCGCCACCCAAGUUAAAAGAAGAAGAUUACUACCAGAUAACGUUCAAGGAUGUCAGCAAGAACAGAAAAUGGAAAGUUGAUGAAUGUGAAUACACCGUACCAGUUGCCACAAUUUCUGGUCUGCAGCCGAAUACGAUAUAUAUAUUUCGUGUGAAAGUUAUACAUGAAGAUGGUGAAAGUGAGGAAAUUCAAACACUACCUUCACUUGCAUUAAGCCUAACAGAGACUUUGAUUCCCAAGCAGACGAUAGGAUCAUUAUCUAUAUAUUCGUUGCCCUUUACUGAAAUGAAAGCAGUGGAAAAUAGCAGGGCCCGUGCAAAAAGAUAUACUUUUGGAAAUCCACAUUCAGACGGAUAUGUUGAAUCAAAAACAAUACUUUUAGUUGGUGCAACUGGAACAGGAAAGAGUACGUUUGUAGAUGGUAUCGUAAACUAUAUUUUAGGUGUAACAUGGGAAGAUCCGUUCAGAUUUACGGUGGCCAAUGUAGAGGAUGAGAAAAAUGUGAACGAGGCGAUUUCUCAAACAAAAUACAUUAAAUGGUUCACAAUAAAUCCGGAAAAGGGAUGCCGUUUGAAUUAUCAACUGCAUGUUAUCGAUACACCAGGAUUCGGUGAUACACGUGGAUUGAAAAGAGAUCAGGAAAUAAUUGAUCACAUUCGUGCUCUUUUUCUCAGAAAGUGAGCCAAAGGUAUCACUUUUAUUGAUGCAGUCUGCUUCCUGAAUAAAGCACCAGAUGCACGUCUUACACCUUUACAGACCUACAUUUUUCAGCCAAUUAUGUCAUUUUUUGGAAGAGACAUAGAAAGCAAUGUAUGCUCUGUCAUAACCUUUGCCGAUGGCGGUACUCCGCCUGUCUUGGCUGCAUUACAACAUAGCGGACUUCCUUUUGGAAAACCAUUUCCAUUUAACAACUCUUGUCUAUUACUCAAAUCUGACGAGGAUAAAGUUGAAUCUGAUUUUGAUGUUUUCUUUUGGAAUAUGGGACAAAAAAGUUUCAAUGUAUUUUUUAACACUUUGAUCAGCUUCAAUCAAAAAGUCUAAAAAUGUCUAAUGAUGUACUUCGUGAAAGGUUCUGCCUACAAGCUAAUUUUCAAAAUCUGAAGGACAGUCUUCUGCUUCUGAUUCUGCUAAAGCCGGUGCUAGGGGCGUGGACGGUAACUUGCACUUUCCAUUACCGUUCAUGAACAGGCUCAAUCAAACCGAGCCUGCAACAUUUUCAAUUUUGCCGUGUUGGGCUUUCUUUAGGGAUUCUGUAUUUAUCUAUUUGAUGUGGGCCUUAAAAUUUAUAACUUUCUACAGCAAGAGAAAAGAAUAAUUCGAGAAAACAAGUCAAUGAUAGAAGAAAAUCGACAUUUUGAGUACGAAGUUGAAGAAACAAAACAGAUUAAAAUGUCAAUUGCAAAAGGUGGCAAUGACGUAAACUGUAAAAAGUGCAGUUUGAAAUGUAUGUGCCAUGAUAGUGAAGAUAAACCAAUGUGCAAGGUUAUGAAUACAGAGGGCUUUUGUGAAGUGUGUCCUGGAAAAUGUCAUGUCAAGAUACACCAAAGAGAAGAUUUUAGAUAUGAAUAUGUAUAUAUAAAGGUAAAGAAAACCUGUGCUGACAUGAAAGAGAAAUAUUGUGAAGCUGAAGGAAAGUUAUUGACACAUAAGGAGAUUGUAGAUAGAAAUGAACAAAGGCUCGGAGAGAAAAAUGUAACGAACGGCUAAAAGAAAUUGCUUUGAGACCCGACCCCAUAACAGUGCAAGAAUUUAUUGAUUUGUUGAUCGGAGGAGAGGAAAUGUCGAGAAAAGAUGGUUAUUUGGAGAAUAUCAGCAAUUUGAAAGAGCUUCGCGAAUACGUUGAUAACCCAAUGCAUUUUGAAUCACGACAAGAAGAUUCAAGCACGACAACUACCACUGUCAAAGAAAGUGGUAGUUCAAUAGAACAAGCAUUUCAACAGAUAACUCUGCGUUUGAGAAGCUACAUUCCAAAUUAUAAACAAUAAACUUUAAAUCUUCCAAACCAAUUCUAGUUUUCUUACCAAUAUGUUCUGUUUUGACUUUGUAAAAGAACGUCUUUAUCUAUAGUACUAGUACUAAGGAAAAAUGAAACAUAACGUAUCCUAUAUGUUGAACCAAGGUGGACGAGUAGUUAAUGUUGCCGACUACAAAACAUAUCUCUCUCUUCGCUUAAGGUUCCAAACUGUCGGGUACUUUGGAUUAUUUCAUGUGGAGAAGGUAUCCAGCUAGCUAACAGGAAGACGGCGGUUCUGCCGUGUUGGGCUUUCUUUAGGGAUUCUUAUUUUCUCUAUAUUGUAUCGCAACAUCAGCGUUGUUUGUGCCAUGUGAAAGUCACCCCGUAUAUUCAAUCAGAGAUGUUAUAUUUCCGAUCCUUAAAUCGUUCAGCACAACAUUAUUGUUGUGCUUGUGGUAAUUUAGUUGUUUCUAUUCGGCUAUUUUCUUGUUGGGUGGUUCUAGUAUUCCUUACUUGAAUACUGUUGAAUCACCCUUAGGAUAUGUGGCCUGCUUUUUAAAUUUGUCUUUUGACGUAUUAUUUGUGAUAUGCAGGCUUCAUAACCUCUGAUCCCCUUUCAAAAUUCCAUUUUAUUUAGUUCCGCCCAUUGUUUGCUCGUUUAGGCCACACGCAUUUUUUUAUUUGGGGACCAUGUGGCGCUUUCCAUGGAAUGGCACUUACGUGUCAAGGUUCCAUGAUUACCGCCAUAUGAAUACAUCUACGGAUGUUUCAAAAUUCCAAAUUGUACCAGUUCAUGUUAAAUGUUGAGUUCUGCUUAAGCCGGUGCCAGGGGGCGUGGUCGGUAGCUGCAAUUGACAGUAGGCUCAUUCAAACCGAGCCUGCAACAUUUUCCGUGUUGGGCUUUCUUUAAGGAUUCGUGGACAUUAUUCAAGGUUUUCAUUGAUUGUAUUUUUAAAACCAAACAAAAAAACAUUUCAAAAUGCAUUCAAAUUUCGUCAUUGGUUUUCGUUUUAUUAUAAUCAAUUAAAUAUUUACCAUUCAAAUAAAUAGUUCUUGAAUGUUUAAUAUUCAUCUACAUAUGCUUUUGACUUGAAAAUUUGAAUUGAAGUAGGGAUAUUCUACUCACUCAGGCUACGGCUUCUCUUUACCGUUUUGGUUUAAGUUUUGUGUGCAGCUUUUAUUACAUCUUCUUACCAUAUCAACAACUUAUUAUAGAUAGAUAAAGUCGUAAAUUCGCUAUUAUAACUUAACAUUUAUACGCAAUACUCUAUAAUGACUUCAUAGCCAUAAUAAUAUUCAAUACUUCACAUAUUCCUUGAAGCUCAUACCUGAAUGUUCCCUGACAUGCAUGUUGACUGAAUUAUUCCCUAUUGCACACUUAAAAUAUCCAGUGCAAGACGUUAUUUUGAUUGAAUUAUAGCCCAUUAUGAAUAUUGACUUUCUUACUAAAUUCCUACGCGCAGGAUUAAUUUUCAAAAUAACUGACGGUAAAAGGAAAAAAAAAACAUUACACAUGUCUUUUGGAUCGUUCCUGUAAGUCAGUUUCCAAGAGUCAUAAUUAUGGCAUGUAUAACUGUGUAUUUGUAAAAUUUAAAUUCAUUUAUCUAAAAAGCUGGUACUAGCCUGCAGAAAAUAAUUUGUAUAGUCUUACUAUAUAGAUUAUUUGUCUUCAGCCUUGGGUCAUAUAAUCUGUCCUAGAUAAUGUGUUUGGGCGAGAAAAUAUGAAAAGCAGUUUGUGAAAUAAAUAGUUAAUUGUAAUAAGAUAUCUUCUUGCAUUAGCCUCUUGUUAUUUUUUUCAAAACUUGUAAGCUGAUCAUAAGGCUAAUCAUUGAGAAUUGUUGAUAACCUUUUCUUUACCUUUUGAUGUUAGUAUACAUGGCACGAUAAUAUUAUUAAGCUACAUGCACGCCUAUAGAGAAUAAUUUCAUUUUGUAAUGGAAUUAUAUAUUUAAGGGAAGUAAUAUUUUAUAAGCCCAAAAACUUUUCCGUGUAAAAUGGCAUGCAGCUGGUCGUCUGUCCGUCUGUUAGCAGUUUGUUGUCGUGUCUGGUCUUAUCUUUUGAACCGAUACAAGAAAAUUGAAACUACUUUGCAGAAAUGUUAACUAUAAUGAGACAAUGUGCAAAGCGCAGGUUAAAACUUUCUGAGGUCAAGUUCAGGAUCACACUUUUGUAUCAUUUUCAAAAUUUCGUGUUUGUUCUGUAUCUUUUAAAGUGUUAAAUUGUAACAUUUUGGUUAAAAUAUUACUUAUAAUAGGACGGUGUGCAAACCACAAGUUCGGGCUUACUGAGAUCGAAAUUGGGCCGACCACAGGAAAUACUUGGUUUAUAUAUAUAUACUUUUUAGGAGUUUUUAUGUCCGGUCUGUACCUUUUGAUCAUUUGGACGGAAAUUGAAACUACAUGGCAGAAAUGUUUAACAUAAUGGGACGCUGUGCUCAUUCAAAAUCCUCAUUUAAAAUCCUUAUAUAAGUGUUUAGAUUAAAAGGGAUAUUACGAUGUAUAGUUUCCUCCCAAUAUAUAUGUAUUUUAUCUCCCUUUAUUCCCCAAAAUCGAUUACUUCAUUUUCUUUUUCAUAUCAAACUUUAUAUUUUUAGAUCGUUUUCUGUUAGAUUACAAUUAUUAAGGAGAUGAUAGGUUUAUAUUAUUUCAUAAUUUUGAAAUAAAAAUAUCAUACUAAUUAAAACUGAUAUUAAUUGAAAUAUGUAAAUUCACUAUAUAACAGCAAGUUGUAUAUGAUAAUUAUAAAAUAUUAAGUUUUAAAAGCAAUUAAAACUUCGGACAUGAAUGAUGUGUUGUUAAUUAACAACGCUACAUCUGUUUUGCCUUAUUGUGCUCAGUCUUUGUCUAAUUAAAAACUGAUAUGAUCGAAGGUCAAAUAUGAAGUCGCUGUAUCUGUAUUAUUAUACAUUACAACAAAACAUAUGGUCAAAGGAGGAAAUACCAAUAUAAUAAGUUGCAAAAAGUUUAUCCAAUGACUUCCACUGCUUUUUUAAAUGUAUGAAUUUUAAAGGCUGUAAAAGGGGAGGUAAUAAGACCACAUUUUCAUAUGCCCAAAAAUGUUAUAUUUCAUAUUUAAGCUUAGAUAUUUUUAAGAAGCAUUGGCUUGUUGACAUCUACAAAAUUAUACAAACCAUGCUUCUGGGGUUUAUAUUGUCCAUUACCUAGUGAUCAUUUAAAAAGGAAACUACGAUGGUUAAGGAACUACCGGCCUAUAUGACUGAAAUACUGUUUGGAAAAGGCGUAAAAUGAAACAAACAAACUUACCUAAAGUUACAAUGCCUUGAUUUUAGUUAUUUGGUAUGUAUCAUUGUCUAAGAGAACCUGCUAUAGUUACAAAAAUUUCUCUGAUAUUAAAAAUGGCUAUUAACAUAGAGGGGUAGUGGGUAGAUUUCUUACAAUUUACAUGUAAAAAGGUUUAUAUCGUUAACAAGUCUUCAAAAUCUUUUCCUGCAACCUACAACGUGCAGAGCAUAGAAAUUUAGCAUGUAGCAUCACAAAUAUUGACUUAAUAAAAGUAUUAUCAUCAGUUUUGUACAAAACAUAAAGUGAAUGUAUGUGCGGAUAGUAAUGUUAUGAAUGUAAAUGGAGGUAAUAUGAAAAGAAAAGUAUAUUUUAAGUCAUAAUAUUUUGUGCUUUUGAAUUCUGCUAUAAUAUUACUUGUGCGUUUUUGAUUUUUGUUGUUUUUUUAGCUCACCUGUCACAAAGCUUUUGUGAUCGCUUUUCGUCCGUCGUCCGUCCGUAAAAUUUUGCUUCAAAUGACAUCUCCUCAUAAACCACUAAGCCAAUUUCAUCC